AUGAAUUUUGGUAAGAAUGUGGAUGGCCAGUGCACUGAAGGUGAUCACAUGCUGAUGGGCGAAAUUGCACCCGGCGCAGCUGGCAGCACGCCGCUGGAUUAUUUGCCCUGUAGAGAUGCUGCUGCUUUCCCGAAAGAAAUACCUAUUGCACCGGGAAGUGAGGUGCUGCUCGAAUUUUACAGUGAUGAUAGCACGGCCGAUAACGGAGACGGUUUCCGGAUCGAAUGGAGUUGCGAGAAUUAUUUUGUGCUACAAGUGUGA
Molecule: messenger RNA, 261 nt
Organism: Gongylonema pulchrum
Lineage: Eukaryota; Metazoa; Nematoda; Chromadorea; Rhabditida; Gongylonematidae
Source: the annotation of a GenBank genome assembly